AAUGUACACAAAUCAAUAACCAAAACUAACAUCUCUAAACUAUAUCUAAUUUAGUUUUUCUCUCUUUCUUAGGCAUAUUUUACUUGUUAGGCAUGGUUGAGUUUCAGUUCAGCUCAAGGGCUAUUCCGACAUUGUUGCUUCUGUGUUUCUUCCUCAUUUUUGGGAAUUUCCGUAAUGCAGAGGCCAGAAAUAGACAUUACAAAUGGGAUGUGAAGUAUGAGUUUAGGUCCCCUGAUUGCUUUAAGAAGCUGGUUAUCACAAUCAAUGGAAACACUCCAGGACCCACCAUCCAGGCUCAGGAGGGUGACACAGUUGUUGUUCAAGUUAACAACACUCUGCUCACAGAAAACCUCUCCAUCCACUGGCAUGGGAUCAGACAGAUUGGAACUCCUUGGUUUGAUGGAACAGAAGGGGUAACUCAAUGUCCGAUAUUGCCUGGCGACACAUUUAUUUAUCGGUUUGUCGUAGACAGGCCUGGUACAUAUCUUUACCAUGCUCACUACGGAAUGCAAAGGGAAGCGGGGCUAUAUGGACUAAUUCGUGUGGCACCCCGUGACCCUGAACCCUUUACCUAUGACUUUGACAGAAGCAUUAUCCUGAACGAUUGGUACCAUAAGAGCACUUACGAACAAGCUGCUGGAUUGUCUUCAAUUCCAUUUCAAUGGGUGGGAGAACCUCAGUCACUUCUGAUUCAUGGAAAAGGAAGAUUCAACUGCUCCCAACUUUCCACAGAUGUUUGUGACAUGUCAAAAUGUUCUCCCUUUACACAAACUGUGAUCCCUGGGAAAAUAUACCGACUCAGAAUUGCCAGCUUGACUGCUUUAUCUGCACUUAGUUUCCAAAUAGAGGGCCAUAAUAUGACGGUGGUUGAAGCAGAUGGUCACUAUGUUGAACCGUUUGUGGUGAAAAACCUCUUCAUAUACUCUGGUGAGACCUACUCAGUUCUGGUGAAAACAGAUCAAGACCCUUCAAGGAACUAUUGGAUAACCUCAAACGUGGUAAGCAGAAACAGAACCACCCCACCAGGGUUGGGCAUUUUCAACUACUACCCCAACCACCCAAAACGGUCCCCUCCGACGGUUCCACCUUCCCCUCCUGCAUGGGACGACGCUGAGCCAAGGCUGGCACAGAGCCUCGCCAUCAAGGCACGCCAAGGAUACAUUCACAAGCCCCCCACAACCUCGGAUAGAGUCAUAAUACUCCUCAACACACAGAACAACAUAAGCGAAUACAGACACUGGUCUGUCAACAAUGUCUCUUUCACUCUCCCUCACACCCCUUAUCUCAUCGCCCUCAAAGAGAACAUAACCAACGCAUUUGACCCCACUCCUCCCCCUGACGGCCAUGAAUUUGCCAACUACGACAUUUUCAAUGUGUCCCCAAACGCGAAUGCCACUUCUAGCAACGGCAUUUAUAGGCUGAAGUUCAACACAACGGUGGAUCUUAUACUUCAAAAUGCCAACACCAUGACCAAAAACAACAGCGAGACGCAUCCGUGGCACCUUCACGGGCACGACUUUUGGGUUCUUGGGUACGGGAAGGGAAGGUUUGACGUGAACAAUGAUACGAAAAAGUAUAAUUUGGAGAAUCCCAUAAUGAAGAACACGGUUCCGGUGCACCCCUUUGGUUGGACAGCGCUGAGGUUUAGGUCGGAUAACCCUGGCGUGUGGGCUUUCCAUUGCCAUAUAGAAUCUCACUUCUAUAUGGGCAUGGGAGUGGUUUUCGAAGAAGGAAUAGAAAGGGUUGGGAAGCUACCUUCAUCCAUCAUGGGUUGUGGUCAAACCAAAGGUUUUCAUAAGCCAUAGUUACCAUGCAUUUUUGCUUUCAUUCAAUUCUUUUCCACCAGAACUAUCAUGCCAUAUAUUUGUUUUUUACACCACAAAUGUGUCUGUAUUAUACAUACUACACCUUUGUUAUGCUGUAAAUUGUAGUUGUACUUCCUUCGUCAUAGCAGUUGAUAAAUUGAAAACUAUUUCGAUGCACAA
Messenger RNA from Vigna unguiculata (cowpea), 1985 nucleotides. Its product is annotated as Cupredoxin superfamily protein. Gene Ontology annotation, molecular function: copper ion binding; oxidoreductase activity. Lineage: Eukaryota; Viridiplantae; Streptophyta; Magnoliopsida; Fabales; Fabaceae. Gene Ontology annotation, cellular component: extracellular region. The record is from RefSeq and is a predicted model, not a curated record.